AUGAACUAUUAUAAACUGAGUACUGGUGUUUACCUAUGGGACGUAGAAGGCAAAAAAUAUUUUGAUUUCUUAAGUUCUUACAGUGCUGUAAAUCAAGGCCAUUGUCACCCAAAGAUUACAGCAGCUUUGAAAUCCCAGUGUGAAAAACUUACUCUGACCUCAAGAGCAUUUUACAUGGUGCUUGGUGAAUAUGAAGAAUAUAUCACGAAAAUGUUCAAAUACAACAAGGUGCUUCCGAUGAACACAGGUGUGGAGGCUGGAGGAGAAAAAGCAUGCAAGCUGGCUCGUAAAUGGGCUUGCGUGAAAGGUAUUCCGAAAUACAAAGCAAAGAUUUUUUUGCAGGUGACUGGCAACUUCUGGGGAAGAACAUUAUCAGCAAUCUCAAGCUCUACAGAUCCUUCCAGCUAUGAUGGAUUUGGACCAUUCAUGCGGUUUGAAAUAAUCCCCUACAAUGAUUUGCCUGCUCUUGAGCGGGCGCUUCAAGAUCCAGAUGUUGCGGCUUUCAUGGUCGAACCGAUUCAAGGUGAAGCUGGUGUGAUUGUUCCCGAGAAAGGUUAUCUCACGGGAGUGCGAGAACUUUGCACAAAGCACAAUGUCCUCUUUAUUGCUGAUGAAUUCAGACUAUUGGCCAGAACAGGAGAAAUGUUAGCCGUCGAUCAUGAAAAUGUUAGACCUGACCUGGUUUUGCUUGGAAAGGCGCUAUCUGGAGGGGUUUAUCCUGUGUCAGCAGUUCUGUGCGAUGACGAAAUUAUGCUCACCAUAAAACCUGGCGAACAUGGCUCUACAUAUGGAGGAAACCCACUGGCUUGCCGAGUGGCUAUGGCAGCACUUGAGGUCAUUGAAGAAGAGGAAUUGGUUAAAAACGCAGACGUCAUGGGCAGCCUAUUGAGAAACGAGCUGAUGAAGACUCCAUCUGACAUUGUCACUCAAGUCAGAGGGAAAGGAUUGUUGAAUGCUAUUGUUAUUCGGGAAACUAAAGAUUGGGACGCCUGGAAAGUGUGCCUGAGACUCCGUGACAAUGGGCUGCUGGCCAAGCCAACACAUGGUGAUAUCAUCCGGUUGGCUCCCCCACUGGUGAUCAAGGAAGAUGAGAUCCGAGAGUGCACUGAAAUUAUCCACAAGACCCUCCUCUCUUUUUGAAGGCUUCUUGUGCCCUGUGCCCGUACCUGUGCCCGUAAUCAGAUGGCAAACUGCUGUAGCUGAAUAAUGGUAUUGCCCGAGCUCAGCUUGAUUCUUCCCGGUUUAUUUAAUUUUUUGCUCUGUUCAUCCACAGAAAAGCAGACUUUGAAGAUCAAACUGAAACAUUUAUUUUAUAAUGGACUUAAAGGAACAAAAAAAAAAAGACUAAAUUUCUUCCCUUUUUUUUCAGUUUGUGGACUAUUUGUUCAAUCUCUUUUAAUGAACUGUAAUUUGAAUAGUUACUUACGUUUCAGCCAAAGUAUAAAUUAUAUACCUUCCUGUACCAAGUAUUACAUCUAAUGAAACUUUUCAUUAAAAAAAAUUAUUAUGGACA
This is a messenger RNA of Thamnophis elegans (Western terrestrial garter snake), 1513 nucleotides long. RefSeq names its product ornithine aminotransferase, mitochondrial-like. NCBI's taxonomy places the organism in Eukaryota, Metazoa, Chordata, Lepidosauria, Squamata, Natricidae. The record is from RefSeq and is a predicted model, not a curated record. Gene Ontology annotation, cellular component: cytoplasm. Gene Ontology annotation, molecular function: identical protein binding; L-ornithine transaminase activity; pyridoxal phosphate binding.